UGGAUAAUAAUAAACUUUACUUUAAGCGUAAUUCGAUUAAUUAAUAAUACAAAUGUAAUUGUUUCAAUUGGCAAGUUGUGGUCAGAUGAGAGAUGCCGUUGUAAAAUGUAGCAUAGAAACCCCACUGAACGAUACGCUGUGGUACCCGGGUUGUCCAAUGAUAGCUAAUAGAUAUGUUUACAACGUUCGGAGUGUAAUUCCGCAUAUUUUGCUUGCGUUCAUUAUAGAUAUGUUUUUAAGACUUCGAGGUAGUAAACCAAUAAUGAUGAAACUUCUCCGAAAUGGCAAUAAGCUGUUUACAGCGACAGCAUAUUUCGCUCUGCACGAAUGGACUUUCCAAAGGGAUAACUGUUCCGAUUUGAUGAGAAAAGUGAAAAUGUUGAACGACAGCGAUAUGGUCAAACUAGAUUUACGAGAUAUGGAUUGGGAGAAAUACGUUGCAAGUAAUCUGAUGGGAAUUAGGAAAUUUAUUCUGAAAGAAGACUUUAAUUCAACAGCCCGACAACGAUUAUCAAGGUUGUACUGGAUACAUCAGAUCACAAAAAUGUCUGGUAUAAUGAUCUUACUAUGGAUAAUAUACUGUAUCGUGUACUGACUAUUUGAAAGUUAUUUCUUCUGUUUAAAGCAAAGAAGUAUAAAUACAGUUUUAUGAA
Messenger RNA from Bombus pyrosoma, 653 nucleotides. Its product is annotated as putative fatty acyl-CoA reductase CG5065. Lineage: Eukaryota; Metazoa; Arthropoda; Insecta; Hymenoptera; Apidae. The transcript has 3 exons. The record is from RefSeq and is a predicted model, not a curated record. The coding region runs from base 86 to 595 and encodes 169 amino acids.